This is a messenger RNA of Anisakis simplex (herring worm), 204 nucleotides long. NCBI's taxonomy places the organism in Eukaryota, Metazoa, Nematoda, Chromadorea, Rhabditida, Anisakidae. The record is from the annotation of a GenBank genome assembly.
AUGGGUCAGGCAGAAGUUGACGGUUGGGCAAUCGAAAGACUACCGGCAAUGAUAGCAGAUCUAGUCAUAUCGAUGGACGAUCGAUUCAUGUACGCUUCAGCCUGGCUUCAUGGAUACGUGGCACAGUACGACAUAACCGACCCUUUCAGAGUGUCACUUUGUAGUAAGGUGCGUAGUUUCAAAUCUUAUCCGAAUUUCUUAUAA